This is a messenger RNA of Epithele typhae, 1050 nucleotides long. RefSeq lists its product as uncharacterized. Lineage: Eukaryota; Fungi; Basidiomycota; Agaricomycetes; Polyporales; Epitheliaceae. The record is from RefSeq and is a predicted model, not a curated record. The transcript has a single exon. Bases 1 to 1050 code for a protein of 349 amino acids.
AUGGUUACAUGCUCGCAGGGAGUUCCAUCGAACAACACUCUCGUUUCUUGUCACACACCCUUCAACACGACGGCAUUCAUCAAUUUCCUCAAAGACUUCACCCGUAUAGAAUGUCUCGCAUUCAAGUUCUUGGGAGCCCUCGGGCAUGCCAUUCCCUGGGCGUUGGUACAUGAGGCGUCGCUACUCUCACGGUUGCGCCACCUCGAGGUCGACGGGUUCUAUCUAUAUCGAGAACCAGAUCAUGUUGGGAUGAUGCCUGCUCGAAGGAGUCUCCGAGGGUCGUUGACCUCUUUCGCGUACAGGAAAGGCGACUUUCGCUCUGCACUCGCUCUCUCUUCUGAGCAACCCGCGAUAGAAACCGCCGUCCAAGCCCUCCACGAUACGCUGGAACGCCUCGUUCUUCCCACAGAGUCGGCGCCCGUCCAACUCAUCUCCUCUCUCCCAUGGCCACAUCUUCGAGAGUUUUACCUCAACGGCGCACGAUGGACGGACCCCAACGCCUCUCCUCUCACUCUCUUCGUCGGAAUGUCACGUCUCCGAGUCCUCGUCUUGGAUUUGAUUGACGACCCAAACUGCGAAACCGCUCCACCAGUCUGGCCGCAUCAUAUCUCCAUGUCGAAGUCGUUCCCUUGGCCAGAACUAGAGCGUAUCAGUAUCUCAAACCCCACUCCAAGCGACCAGGUGUACGCGCAUCUCCCACAGACGUUGCGCUCUCUCUCUCUUCGGCCGUACCCGCACCACUGCGUCGCGCUGUGGAAGAAGCGAAAGUUCACGUACACUUUACGUCACGACGACCCUCGACUGCAUUCUCCCCUUCCCUCCGCUGAAACCGUCCAGCGCAUCCUCGAUUCUUGCUCCUCCAUCACAGGCCUACGCGAGCUCUCGCUGGAGUAUCGUGCGGACGGCACGGAACAGGAGAUGUUUAGGACGGCGAUCGACAAGUUUCCUCACCUCCGGACGCUUGAGGUACAUCGGUAUCGCGACACCAGUCGGCACGAGGGAACGCCUGACUUUGUGAGCACAUACCCCGCAGCAUAUCCCGACUCGUGA